GAUCUUCUUCUCUCACCCGGCCACUCGUGACGGUUGACAUUCACCAUCUGCUACACGUCUCCAGCCUUUCUUCACGCCUCUUCUUCAUCUAUGCUUGAUACCUUGCAGCCCACAUACCAGUACGAUUCCACUCGCGCUGCUGAGCUUGCUAGAGAUGUCUGCGGCCCCACAGCAGCAGCAGCAGCAGCAGCAGCCGCGUCGUUCGGCAGAGCGUCAAGCUAGACCCAUCUCCUAUCCUCACCCUCCGCAAGAUCAAGAUGCCCAAGAGACAUCCCCCUUACUAGCACAUCGCACCGCUUCAGAGCGCGAUCGGUUCGCAAGUCGCUUGCUGAAAAUCUUGCUGGCUCUCGCCGCUUUCUUGCUUCUACUUCUGAUCGCUAUCAUCAUCAGACAGGAACUCAAGGAUCGGAGGGAUCCUCGAUGGAACACUGGAAGAAGAGGAAAACCUUUCUUGGCUCAGGGUACACAUGGAGCCGUGGCUAGCGAAAAUGUCAUUUGCUCGGAUAUUGGGGUGGACAUACUCAAGGCCAAGGGUAAUGCGGUGGAUGCGGCUAUAGCGAGCGCGUUUUGCAUUGGUACGCUCAACAUGUUCAGCAGCGGUAUAGGAGGAGGAGGCUUUAUGAUAGUUCGCGAUCCUCAGCCUUGUUCACUCGUCUCUGCAGAAACGCAACAUGAAGGAGAAGCUUCCACCCUGGCUCACCACAGGCUACCUAGACGGACGCACUGCGCCAGCCAUACAGUCAUCGACUUCAGAGAAACAGCACCGGCAGCUUCGAAUAAGACAAUGUAUUCGGGUCGACCAGGCACGCAGCUCUUGGGCGGCUUGGCCGUUGGUGUGCCUGGAGAAGUUGCAGGUCUGUGGGAAGCUCAUCGGAGGUGGGGUAGCAUGAAGUGGGAAGAGCUGAUCCAACCGAGCAUCAAGCUGGCAAAGAGAUCCAUCGUCGGUCCUCAGCUUGCUAAGAAGCUCAAACUUGUGGGAGGCUACUUCAUGUUGGAGUAUCCAGAGUGGAGCGACAUCUUUGUCAAUCCGGAUACCGGCAUACUCAAAGCAGAGGGCGAAGAGAUCAGGAGGCCUGCAUAUGCCAAAACGCUGGAGAAGAUCGCGAAGCAUGGUCCUAAAGCUUUCUACGAGGGAGAUGUGGCAAAGACGAUGGUGGAAAAAGUUCAGAGCACCGGUGGAAUUUUGACAGAGGCGGAUCUGGCAGCAUACAAGGUGGUUGUCAGGCACCCUCUGACUGGAAGGUGGGGCGAUCGCAUCGUACACACCACGCCAAACCCCACGUGCGGCCCGACGCUCCUCUCACUCCUGAACAUUGCUAGUCUGUAUCCCGACUGGAUCAGCUCUGGUCCAGAAAACGCAGACACCGUGCACCGGUUCGUGGAAGCGAGCAAAUUUGCUUUCGGGCAAAGGACAAGAUUAGGAGACCCUGCUUUCCUUAACAGUACCGCGGUGCAAGACGUAGAUCGGAUUCCGACGACGGCUGAAGCUGCGAGGAUCAAGACACUGAUCACGAACGUGACCCAUGAAGAAUUGAGCUACUAUGAUCCACUGUUCGAUAUCGGCGAGGAUCACGGGACGCAGCACCUAUCCACUGUCGAUUCUGCUGGUCAAGCGGUCGCGCUGACUUCGACUGUCAACAUUCCAUUCGGAUCUUGGGUGAUGGAUCCAGCUACCGGUGUCAUUCUGAACGAUGAGAUGGACGACACUUCUACUCCGAAUGUGCCAAACGCAUUCGGUCUCCGACCUUCGCCGUUCAACUACCCCGAGCCAGGCAAGAGACCGCUGAGCAGCACCGCGCCUACAAUCGUAGAGCAUUCCGACGGGUCUUUUUUCCUCGCAUUGGGCGGUUCAGGCGGUUCGCGCAUUUUCGGAAGUGUGGCCCAAGUGCUGCUCAAUUUGGACUGGGGCUACGAUCUGUCGCAAGCGAUCGAGCGGCCUCGUCUGCAUCAUCAGCUCUUGCCCGCCGUCGUGAGCGCCGAGAGCACCAUCAGCGACGCUAUUCUGGAGUCGCUGAAAAGCAAAGGUCAUAAUGUGACAGUCUUCGAUAUCAACAUGGGAAUGGCCGAGGUUCAGGCUGUCAUGAGGGAACAGGCACCUGGCAGACACGCUCGCGUCUUUGCGGCCAGCGACUCUCGAAAGGACGGCAGAGCUAGUGCUUACUGAUGUAGUUGCUCGUGUACGGACGCCUCCUCCGAAUGUUUGGCGACAUUCUCAUCCUCCUUGCCACUUAGCGCUCGCGAUAUCUCUUCACAGCCUAGCUACAUGCUCCCGAUGUCCUGCCCCUUCUCCUCGUCGUCAAUGCACCUAUCAUGUAAGCUUGGAUCGCAACGCAACCUGUUUGAUUGUCGCAAUCGGUAUCAAUACAAGGCA
Molecule: messenger RNA, 2371 nt
Organism: Ceraceosorus guamensis
Lineage: Eukaryota; Fungi; Basidiomycota; Exobasidiomycetes; Ceraceosorales; Ceraceosoraceae
Product: gamma-glutamyltranspeptidase
Exons: 4
Coding region: 155-2164 (669 amino acids)
Biological process (GO): glutathione catabolic process
Cellular component (GO): fungal-type vacuole; plasma membrane
Molecular function (GO): glutathione gamma-glutamate hydrolase
Source: RefSeq, a predicted model, not a curated record